Molecule: messenger RNA, 2869 nt
Organism: Prinia subflava (tawny-flanked prinia)
Lineage: Eukaryota; Metazoa; Chordata; Aves; Passeriformes; Cisticolidae
Gene: ATXN7L3
Product: ataxin 7 like 3
Exons: 13
Coding region: 209-1231 (340 amino acids)
Biological process (GO): regulation of transcription by RNA polymerase II; positive regulation of DNA-templated transcription
Cellular component (GO): DUBm complex; SAGA complex
Molecular function (GO): transcription coactivator activity
Source: RefSeq, a predicted model, not a curated record
GCGCCCGCUCGGCACGGCCCGGCACGGUCCCGCACGGCCCCGCACGGCCCCGCACCGGCCCCGACCAUGGCGAGGCGCCGCCGGGCCCCGCGCCGGAGCGGCGGGGGGCGCUGACCCGGCCCCGCCCCGGCCCCGGCGGACCCUCCGCGCCGCCCCCCUUGUCCCGUGCUAUGAGCGUUCGGCGUGACUUCUCCGCAAGCAGCUGCAAAUGAAAAUGGAGGAUAUGUCUUUGUCUGGCCUGGAUAACAGCAAGCUGGAGGCCAUCGCACACGAGAUUUACACGGAGCUGGUGGAGGAUGCGUGCCUGGGGCUGUGCUUCGAGGUGCACCGGGCUGUCAAGUGCGGGUACUUCUUCCUGGAUGACACCGACCCCGACAGCAUGAAGGACUUCGAGAUCGUGGACCAGCCGGGCGUGGACAUCUUCGGGCAGGUGUACAACCAGUGGAAGAACAAGGAGUGCGUGUGCCCCAACUGCAGCCGCAGCAUCGCCGCCUCCCGCUUCGCCCCUCACCUGGAGAAGUGCCUGGGCAUGGGCCGCAACAGCAGCCGCAUCGCCAACCGCAGGAUCGCGAGCAGCAACAACCUGAACAAGUCAGAGAGUGACCAGGAGGACAACGAUGACAUCAAUGACAACGACUGGUCCUAUGGCUCUGAGAAGAAAGCAAAGAAGAGGAAAUCGGAUAAGAACCCCAACUCGCCCCGCAGGUCCAAAUCCCUGAAACACAAAAAUGGUGAGAUCGGCGGGAACCCCGAUCCUUUCAAGUACAGCAACUCUGCUGGCAUCAACUACGAGACGCUGGGCCCCGAGGAGCUGCGGACGCUGCUCACCACGCAAUGCGGGGUCAUCUCCGAACACACCAAGAAGAUGUGCACCAGGUCCCUGCGGUGUCCCCAGCACACGGAUGAGCAGCGCAGGGCAGUCCGGGUUUACCUCCUCGGGCCCUCCGCGUCCCUGCCCGAGGCCGAGGGCGGCGUGGAGAACGACAGCUUCGAGGUGGCCGAGAGCCAGGCCCUGAUGAGCCGCCUGCAGUGGGACGGCUCCUCCGACAUCUCCCCCUCCGACUCGGCCUCCUCCAAAGCCAGUACAAACAACUCCGAGUCCCGCAAGACCAAGAAGAAGAAGCCGCACCUGGGGCUGGUGAGCGGCGCCCCAGGACUCGGCUCCAGCAAGAAGAAGAAGCCCAAGCCCCCCGCCCCCCACACCCCCAGCAUCUACGAUGACAUCAACUGAGCCCCCCGAGCUGGGGAGGGGCAGGACGGACAGAGGGACGGACAGGGGCCAGGACAGCCCCCGGGCCGGACACACGGCGGGUACCAGAGCACGGAGGGCUCGGCCCUCACUGGAGUGGGGCUGGGUUUGGGGAACCCCCGUGAGUGCCCCCCCUCCUCCCCUGCCCCGGUGCCUCUAUUUAUUCUGUGACAGUUUUUGUAUUGGGGCUCCCCUUGGGGCGCCUCCCUCGGACGUGGGGUACAGCCCCCCCUCCCUCCCAGCGCCCCCAAAGCCAGCUGUGCCCCCCACACCCGCUCCUCACUUACCCAAUGGGGUGGGGGGCACCUGGGCAGGGCCGGGCCUGGGUCAGGGCGUUGUGAACCCCCCCUGCCCGGGGGUUUUGGGGUGAGCCCCCCACUCUGGGGCUGCCCCCUCCCUGCCCGGGCUGGCACUCGCUGGUCGGGCUGGCUCAGGAGGGGGGGUCACGCUGGAGGGGGAGUUUCCCCUCAGAGGACUGGGGGGCACCUCUCACCCCCCAGUCUGUUCAGCUGUGCCUGCACUCAGCUGUUGGGGGUCCUGGGAGCCUGGCAGUGCCCACACAGGGGGUCACAGGGGGCUGCAUGCUGCAUCCUUCAUGUUUGGGGCUGUUUGGGGUGGGUCUGGGGGUGGGGGGAGCUGCUGUGACCAUCCCUGUGCCAAACUGGGGAAGGGGGACCCCAACCUGCCAGGGCCCUGCUGGGGGGAGCUGGGAGUGGAGCAGAACUGGGGGGGAAGCACAGCCAGGCCUCAGCAGAGCCCCCCACUCCUCGUGUCCCCGGGGCAGCUCUGUGUCCCCUCUGCGUGUGCCUGAGGGGGGGUCACUGUUUGCACCCCCACAGGCUCUGCUCAGUUUGGGGGGCCGGGGCCAGCGCUCCGCUGUGCGGGCCGGGGGGGACAGGUCCCUCUGGCUGGAUCCAGGUCACCCCUGCCCUGUGAUCCCUCCUGCAGCUGCUCUCCAGCCCCGGGGCUGUGCUGGGGACAGGGUUGGCUCCAUCCCUCCGUUGUCCCCCAAGGCUGGCUGACCCCCGUUUGGCCCUGUGUCCGGGAGGGGCUGUGUCUGUCCCCCCACCCCGGUGCCGUGGCUCGUCCUCUGGCUGGGACUCACAAACUAUGGUGCUCUCGACUCUGGAUUCACUAUUGUUUUCAAACUGCUGCUAAAGGCUGGGCUGGGGGUCCUGCAGAGCCCUGGGCACCCCUGAAUGCUGCGGGGGCCCCCCACUGCAGGGGGACCCCCGUGUGUCCCUCCUGGUGCAGCUGCGGGGCGGGGGGCUCUGGCCACUGGAGCAUGCCGAGCUGGCCUUCGCGUGCCCCGGGGCCGAGGACGGGGCUGUGGGCACCCAAAAACUCGGGGGACCACCCCAACCUGCCUGGGGGGGCGUGGGGGGAGGCAGCCUGAGCCCCCUCAGCUGCAGGAGAGGCGCUGCAAUUUGGGGUCCAAGGGGUGCAGUGGGGCUUGGGGGGCUCAGCCCGUGCCCUGUGACCCCCCCCAGGUUGGUGUCCUCACCCCCCCCGGUUUUUCUGAGUGUCCCCCCGCGGGGGAGCUGAGCCCUUGUGAGGUCUGUGUGUCCCGUGAGUGGGUUGUGGCUGCCCCUGUAAAUAAAACUGCAUCUUGACUUGGUA